Messenger RNA from Rattus rattus (black rat), 345 nucleotides. RefSeq names its product 60S ribosomal protein L36a-like. The coding region runs from base 1 to 345 and encodes 114 amino acids. NCBI's taxonomy places the organism in Eukaryota, Metazoa, Chordata, Mammalia, Rodentia, Muridae. Gene Ontology annotation, molecular function: structural constituent of ribosome. Gene Ontology annotation, biological process: translation. The record is from RefSeq and is a predicted model, not a curated record. Gene Ontology annotation, cellular component: cytosolic large ribosomal subunit; ribosome. The transcript has a single exon.
AUGGUGAACGUUCCUAAGACCCGCCAUUUCUGCAAGAAAUGUGGGAAGCACCAACCCCACAAGGUGACGCAGUACAAGAAGGGCAAGGAUUCUUUGUCUGCCCAGGGAAAGCAGCGUUAUGACAGGAAACAGAGUGGCUACGGCGGGCAGACUAAGCCCAUUUUCCACAAAAAGGUUAAAACUACAAAGAAGAUUGUGCUGAGACUGGAGUGCAUUGAGCUCAACUGCAGAUCUAAGAGGAUGCUGGCUAUUAAGGGAUGCAAGCAUUUUGAACUAGGAGGUGACAAGAAGAGGAAGGGCCAAGUGUUCCAAGUUGAUUUUGUUAUGAAGACAAUAAAAUCUUGA